Molecule: messenger RNA, 1902 nt
Organism: Vicia villosa (hairy vetch)
Lineage: Eukaryota; Viridiplantae; Streptophyta; Magnoliopsida; Fabales; Fabaceae
Product: protein DETOXIFICATION 54
Exons: 4
Coding region: 183-1703 (506 amino acids)
Biological process (GO): xenobiotic detoxification by transmembrane export across the plasma membrane
Cellular component (GO): membrane
Molecular function (GO): xenobiotic transmembrane transporter activity; antiporter activity
Source: RefSeq, a predicted model, not a curated record
CCAAUUGGUAAAUAGUUGAACCUUCCCAAUGUUAUUGUAAUUGGUCUCUCUACUUAAAUGUCUCUUUUCCCCAAAUAACCCUUUUUCUUCUUCUCAUACAUUCUUUGCCUUACCCUUUUCCGGUUCUCUCUAAAACCGGAACAAGAAAAGAGCAAGAAUACAUAUUGAUCAUCACCACAAAAAUGGAAGAUAGUAAUGACCGUGAUUUCUUUUCACACAAAUUCCCAACAACCAGCCAGGUGGUGGAAGAGUUGAAGGAGCUAUGGAGCAUGGCUUUACCGAUAACAGCCAUGAACAUGUUGGUUUUUGUGAGAGCUGUUGUUUCUGUUCUUUUCCUCGGUAGACUCGGAAGUUUAGAGCUAGCUGGUGGUGCACUCUCCAUAGGUUUCACAAACAUAACAGGGUACUCUGUUCUUGUCGGUCUCGCAUCUGGUCUUGAACCUGUUUGUAGCCAAGCUUUCGGUAGCAAAAACUGGGAGCUUCUUUCGCUUUCACUACAACGAAUGGUGUUCAUGCUUUUAAUGGCGAUAAUACCGAUUAGUGCUCUUUGGGUUAACCUUGAAAGAAUCAUGCUGUUCAUGGGUCAAGACAGUGGGAUAACUGAAAUGGCGGCGAUAUACUGCUUUUAUUCUCUGCCGGAUCUUUUGACGAACACGUUGUUACAGCCUUUGAGGGUUUUUUUAAGGUCGCAGAAAGUGACAAAGCCGAUGAUGUAUUGUUCGUUGGUGGCGGUUGUUUUUCAUGUUCCGUUGAAUUAUUUGCUGGUGGUGGUGAUGGAACUUGGUGUGCCGGGUGUGGCGAUGGCGUCGGUGUUGACGAAUAUGAAUAUGGUGGUUUUGAUGGCGGGGUAUGUGGGGGUGUUUAGGAGGAAGGAGAUGAGGUUGAGGUGGAGUUGCGGUGGUGGUGUUGGCGGCGGCGGUGGUGGUGGUUUUGGGGAGUUGUUGAAAUUGGCUGUGCCUAGUUGUUUGAUGAUAUGUUUGGAAUGGUGGUGGUAUGAGAUUGUUACUGUUAUGGCUGGUUAUUUGGAGAAUCCAACGUUGGCGGUUGCUGCAACUGGGAUUUUGAUUCAGACAACAAGUAUGAUGUAUACUGUUCCUAUGGCUCUUGCUGGGUGUGUUUCUGCUAGGGUAGGGAAUGAGCUUGGAGCAGGUAAACCAUACAAAGCAAAGCUAGCAGCGAUGGUUGCAUUAGGAUGUGCAUUUGUGAUGGGCUUCAUCAAUGUAACAUGGACUGUGGUCCUUCGAUACGGAUGGGCCGCGCUUUUCACAAACGACGAACCCGUCAAAGCCUUGGUUGCAUCUGUCAUGCCAAUAAUGGGCCUAUGCGAGCUCGCGAACUGCCCACAAACAACCGGCUGCGGUGUACUCCGAGGCACAGCCCGACCCGUCGUAGGCGCCAACAUCAACUUAGGUUCAUUCUAUUUCGUGGGCACGCCGGUGGCCGUAGCGUUGGCAUUUUGGUUCAAGAUUGGUUUCAGUGGGCUUUGGUUCGGGCUAUUAUCAGCCCAAGUUGCAUGUGCUAUAUCAAUUCUAUAUGUAGUGAUUGUACGUACGGAUUGGGAAGCUGAGGCAAUGAAGGCAGAGAAACUAACAAAGAUAGAGAUGGUGACAUGUAAUGCAAGUAAGAAUAAAGACAUAACAAAAGAGGAAGAGUGCAAGGGUUUGUUGGAAAAUGUAAAUGAGAACAAAAUUGACAUUUGCUAAAAGGACAACACAACCUAGAAUAGAAUGAUAUCAAUUAUGAGAUUUGGAUCUUGUUUGUUGGUGAAAAAGAUCAUAUUCUGUCACCUAGUAAAUUGGAUAAAGAGGUUUAUGAGUGGUGCCUGCAUCUAUGUGAUGGGUUGGUAGCUUUUGAUGAGGAUAUGUUGUUUUCUUUUAUCUAUUAAAUUUUCUUUUCAUUUUU